UGGAGUGAACAGAUGACAGGAUGGCUGGCUGAACUUAAUGGACUGGUAAACUAGCUGGCUUACUGAACUGAACACGCCACAGGAACAACAUCACAGGAACAUCAAUGACACGACACCGGACUGGUUGAACUGAGGAACAUAAAUACACAGGCUGAGUGAUGAGAGAUUAGAGACUGUUUUCACUGAAGGAGCUGGUGUGUUGCCUGAUGGUCCACUGAAUGCAGCUGUAGGAGAAAAGGUGAUGUUCACCACAACACUGACUCCAACAGAAACACCGUUUCUAACUGUGGACUGGAAGUUAAAUAUCUCUAAGAAUAUAAUAACCUCAACUAACUUAGCAAACAAUACUGGACCAGGCUAUGACGUUAGGAUCACCUUCUUCCCAUCUACUGGGUCUCUGCAGCUCAGGAGUCUCACUCUCGAUGACACUGGAGAAUACCGUGUUAGCAUUACACAAGCUGAUGCCACAAACCAUGUUGGACAUACAACUUUGGAGAUACACGAGAAAGUCUCCAAUGUGUUGGUAACUGCCAGCAGCACAGACUUGGUUGAGUUCAAUAAUUCUGUCUCUCUGUCCUGCUCGGCCUCUGGAUCUCCCACCUCUUUCCUCUGGUUGAACGGCAGCUCUGAGGUUACAGCAAGUGACAGAGUUCAGCUCACUGAUGGAGGCUCCAGUCUGACUAUAAUCAAUGUGACCCGCUUUGACCAGGGACCAUUCAGGUGUAAUGUGUCCAAUCCUGUCAGUUUUGGUACCAGUGAUCCAGUAAACCUCUCCAUCAGCUAUGGUCCAGAAAAUAUAAAUUUGAUAUUAUCUCCAUCACAAGAAUACUUUGCUGUAGGGUCAGAAAUCAGCCUCAACUGCUCAGUUGGAUCCAGACCUCCUGCCCAGUUCAAGUGGUUUCUGAAUGGAGAUCAGCUGCUUGAUACUGGAUCAGAUCUCAGACUGAUGAACGUUCAGAUGAAUCAGAGUGGAAACUACAGCUGUCAGGCCUUUAACAGCAAAACUCUGAGAUCUCAAACAUCUCAGCCUUCAGCCAUCACUGUGCUGGUCCCAGAACCAUCAUCAGGAUUAUCUGCUGGUGCCAUUGCCGGAAUAGUAAUCACAUGUUUUGUCCUCGUGGCUGCAGCUGCUGGUGGUGGAUACUACUUUUAUAAGAAAAAAGGACCUCUGAAGAAAUCUACAAAUAGAGACACUUCCACUACAACAGGAGGCAAUGCAGCUUCCUCGAGUCAGGAGUUGAACUAUGCAGAUGUCCGUUUUUUCCCAAAGAGAAAUGACGAAAGAGUUCAGAUGGGGUUACAGAAUGAAUUCUCAAAUCAUGCCCAGGUUCAGGCAAACAACAGGGCUCCUGCAGCAUCCUCCCUUCCUACAUAUGACGCUCAUGUGCACCGAGUGAAGGGGCCAGCCCCUCAGCCUGAUCCUAAUGCUUCAGAAACCUACGCUCAGGUUCGUGUACGCUGAGUGUACUGGAUCUGAUAGAUUCAUAACCAAGCAGGCCAGAAGCAGUCAAACGUGCACGUUGCUCUCACUCCAUUUAUUGUGGGCUAGCUUGGACUUGAACUCCUGAGUCAUAGCACUUUAAAAGUAGUCAAUAAUCAACCAGCUCUGAAAUUUAUUGCCAUGGGAACAAUGUUUCCUUAUUACUUUGAGUAAACACCAUAUCAUAGCUUUCCCGUCCUAAUGUUCAGCAUUUUCUUUGUA
Messenger RNA from Pelmatolapia mariae (spotted tilapia), 1702 nucleotides. RefSeq names its product carcinoembryonic antigen-related cell adhesion molecule 6-like. The record is from RefSeq and is a predicted model, not a curated record. Lineage: Eukaryota; Metazoa; Chordata; Actinopteri; Cichliformes; Cichlidae. The transcript is spliced from 8 exons. Bases 242 to 1462 code for a protein of 406 amino acids.